UAUAAAGCAUCCGAUGAAUGUAUCAUGACGUCGCACUUAGCUUGUAGAUAAGAAUACCUACCUCAGAAAGCAGUUGAUGAAAAGCCACGCUCAUAGUCUCAUGCAUCUCGGGCCACCAUUCAUUCUUCUCUAAAGACAUUCAAUGUCAUGCAACAGAAAGAGCCAUAGGUAUAUCAUCUGUAGUGUAGUGUAGUGAAGUUUUUGCUGUUCAUAGAUCCACCAGACCAGACACUGGCGACUUUCGGCAUUCUCGGCUCCCGCUAUCUUCUUCUACAUAGUACCUUUGUAUCAAGUAAACACAUGAAUAAACAACAUCUAUGUAGGUAGGGAAACUCAUUGUUGCUGGUGACUGCUGCAGGGAGGAUUGGUUGUACUCGUGUACCUUUUUAUUGGAAAGCCACAUAGGCAAACAAACACCGUGAGCUGCCGCGUGAACUACUCAACUAGAGACGUGAAUUCCUGCCUGCCACGUCACUUCAUCUACAUCCAUCUGUGGACUGAGCCCUGUCUAUCCUUUUGGGACAUUCUUUCUACUUUGACUCUACGCUGUUACCCAAUCUUCGUUCACGCCGACUGUCAAGAUGUCGGCGCUCAGCUUUCCCUAUCACGAGCCACGUGAAGGUUUCUGGGGAGAGAAGACGGUCACUCUCAAUUUCUGUGAAGAGGACUAUGUUAUGAGCUACUAUAUCGCCGAAGUCUGCAAUACCAUCACCAACUUCCUCUUUCUUUGGCUUGGAGUCCGUGGCCUCAAAGGCUGCCUUCAAUAUGGUCACGCUCCCAUCUUCUUCGUUACCUUCAUCGGCUAUAUCAUUGUGGGUUGUGGUUCAACUCUCUUUCACGCCACGCUGAAGUAUCCUAUGCAACUUGUUGACGAGCUUGCCAUGAUCUAUACGACAUGCUUCAUGGCAUAUGCUACGUUCUCCUAUGGGCGUUCUUCCGGCUUCUCGUUUGUGCUUGGUACCGGCCUUAUCGGCUUGGCCUACUAUAUUACGGCACAUUACUAUGAAACCAAGGACCCUCAGUUCCACCAAGAUGCAUACGCUAUUCUCACGGCCACCGUAGUCUUCUCCAACAUGUGGAUCAUGGAGAGAGUUCUUCGACCAGCUCUCAAAGCCCGUGAACAAAAGCGGCCGUCCAGUUCUACCAUGCCGAGUACCCGAGCGUUUCUCUCUCAGAUGUGGAUCAUGGUCGCGACUGGCCUCAGCAUUUUCUUGGGUGGUUAUCUCAUUUGGAACUUGGAUAACAUGUACUGCAACAAGAUUCGCCGUUGGCGCCACCAGAUUCAAUUGCCGUGGUCUGUUGUGUUGGAGGGCCAUGCAUGGUGGCACCUUAUGACGGGCAUAGGCGCAUAUUACUAUAUUGUCUGGCGCAUCUGGAUUCAGCGAUGCUUGGAUGGCGAUGAGGACAAAUUCCGUCUAUACUGGCCAUCCGUCUUCCAUCUGCCUGAUGUCAGAACCGUGGACGAUCUACCAGCAGGAGAAGACAAGAAGGGGCAGUAGGUUGAAGCUUGUCUUCAUGUCGUUGGUGAAUCAUAUGCAUGAGCAGAUACUUGCAUUAGGCCUUUGCCUAAAUGCUAGAUAGCUCACGCACAGCUCAACUACCAUCAGGUAGUAUAUGCACGUAUUGUAGGAGUGUAGUCCUCCUUUUUCAUAGGCGGCUCAAGGCUUGGCACAAAAUGCCGAUUGUGCCCAAAGGUACUUACUUAUGUACCAGCUGCCUGUAACGGACAUCAAUUUUCGCCUGGGUACUCGAGCCUAGGAAUUUCAGAACACAAGAUGAAACGUAAUGAAAAGUUCAUUGAAAGCCUUCGCGCA
Xylaria bambusicola is the source of this 1814-nucleotide messenger RNA. Its product is annotated as alkaline dihydroceramidase. Gene Ontology annotation, cellular component: endoplasmic reticulum membrane. The transcript has 10 exons. The record is from RefSeq and is a predicted model, not a curated record. Gene Ontology annotation, biological process: ceramide biosynthetic process; ceramide catabolic process. The coding region runs from base 582 to 1499 and encodes 305 amino acids. NCBI's taxonomy places the organism in Eukaryota, Fungi, Ascomycota, Sordariomycetes, Xylariales, Xylariaceae.